AUCGCACGCGCGAAGUGUUUGUUUUGGUGUGACGUCAGACCACGUGACUUAUGAGCGCUUUUUCGAUGUCUUUCUUUUUCGUCGUUUUUUCUCUUUUUUUAAUUCUCAGCCGCGCGAUCGCCAACCAGACGCCAACUAUUGGUCUGGCCAUUAGUCCGUCGGCUGCAGCCGUUCAUCAACCCGCACAUCAACAGUUUGUUCUGACCUGUCGUGGUAUUGGAGCCGAACCGAAUCUGUUUUCUGACCUGAAAUGGUUUGACCCCCGACAACAAGAGGUCACUCCCACAUAUUCCGAACGCAUUAAUCCCGAUAUUUCUGCGACUGCGCAGACAGACAACUCGGGUCGUCUGCUUCUGCACUUCGCGAACCCGACGGCCGACAAUUCUGGUCAAUACCGGUGUUCGGCGACUUUCCAACAUUCGGAUUCCUUUUCGGCGACACUUAAUCUCACGUUUUUUCAUGACGUCACGUGGGAAGACUGUCCUCCCAUUCAAACUCUAGUUUUGGGCGCAAAGAGUGAAAACCGGAUCCGAUGCGCCGCAAAAGCCAAUCCAAAGCCGACAUUGAUUUGGACUAAAGACGGAUCAACUCUUGAGACUCGAAAGCGGUUUGAAAUCGAUUCGACGGGUCUUUCAAUAGAAUCGGUUGAAUCACGUGACGGCGGUGUUUAUCGCGUUCGCGCUCUCGUAGCCGAAACUGGUCGUCUUCACGACACUUUCAUAACCGUCCAAAUCCUCGAACCCCCGAAAAUCGAAUUCUUAGAUCCAAUGACUUCUGUGAUUGAAUCUCAAGACGCGACAAUUCGUUGUUCAUCUCGAGGAACUCCUCCGCCACUCUACACUUGGUUUGAUUCGCAUAAACGCAAUUUGUCUUCUUUGGGCGGCUUUUCUGUUGACAGAAAUUCCGGAACUCUUUUGGCGACGAAUUUUCGUUCAGAAAAUUCCGGACUUUUCUCUUGUUUUGCAGAAAACGCCGCCGGAUCCGAUGAAAAGACAACUUUAGUGCGAGUUCUUCGUCGACCACGUGUUUCUCAUUUCGCGAAUUCAUCUGUGGAUCAGAAUUCUGAAGCCGUUAUUCGAUGUCACGUUUUAGGAGAUCCAAAGCCGCAAUUGUCGAUCAGAAGAGACGGAGAUUCGCGAUCUUUGGCCACAGGAGAUCCACGCGUGUCUUUAUCCGUAUUAUCUGGAGAUUUAAUUGACGAACAAAUUCUCGAAUUACGUCUUAAUCCUAUUACGCGUAAAGACGACGGCCUCUACUUCUGCCGCGGACACAACGACGCCGGAAUCGCCGAAAUGGCCGCUCAUCUUGAAGUCCGUUUUGCACCGGAUAUGAGUCGAACGCCUUUGACUUCCGUCAAACAUUGGGACAGAAAUCCAGUCAACAUCACGUGCAUCGCGGACGCCAUUCCGAACGCAACGAUUCGUUGGUUUUUUAGAGGACAACAAAUACUCCAGAAUUCGAUUUAUUCUUUCGUGAAUUCCGAGUCCGGAAUCAGUCGUCUAGUAGUCGAUCCUCGGGCCGCUUCUCAACGCGAUAUUUACGGCGUUUAUCGUUGUGAAGGAGUCAACUCUUUGGGCGAAUCGGAAAUAAUGGUCGGUUUAGAAGAAGCCUUUCGUCCGGGAAUUAUAUCAGCGGUUAAUCACGAAUCAGUUUUUCCCACUUCUAUAACAUUCCGAUUAGUGGCGCCAUCUUUUGACGGCGGAAUGUCUAUUAAUGCAAUUCACGCGCAUUUCCGAAGAGAUGACUCGGAUUUCCCGCAAUGGACAACUCAUCGGUGGCCAUUAGAUCGGUCAGAACGUUACUUCAUAAGUGGUCUUCGGCCGCGAACGCGAUAUGUGUUUCGAUUUUCGGCUGAAAAUGCGGUCGGAAUCGGAGACUUUUCUCCCGAAAGAGUUUUGGCCACUGCACCCGAAUCGCCACCCGAUCGUCCACUUUUCGCCAACACGGGACCAGCUAAUGGGGUGAUAGAGUCGUCCUUUGGUGGAGAGAUGUCGUUGUCGUGGUCUUUACCGGCAGAUAAUGGAAAACCGAUUCGUUAUUUCGAAAUCCAAUGGUUCGGCGUUCGGCCGACAGAUGGAGACUUUGAACGCAUUAAUCAAGACAUUCAUUCGGCUUCGGUGUCGACAUCUGACACUUCUUCCACUUCUUAUACGAUUCGCGGUCUUAAACCGAAUUCCUUUUACAGAACGGAAAUUCGCGCUCAAAAUGAAUUGGGUUUUUCUGAUUCGUCUUCACUUAUCUUUAGAACUGCCGACGUCUCGCACGACGUCUCGGACGACACUCCGGACGACGAAUCGCCGAUUUCCGUGUCUUUGAUCGCCGGCAUUUCUUUGGCUUUAAUUAUCAUUUUAUUGAUAACAAUGGAUAUCGUGUUUUGUAUUCGACUUCGAGUCGGAAUUUCUUAUUUCCUUUUGAAUCAAAUUUGUAUUUCCGGUCGAAAACCAUUCGAAAACAGUUCGGCAAUUACCGCGUCUGCCGAUAAUCCCGCAUUUGAACCGCACGCCCGCUCUCACGCGUCUCUACUCAGAGCCGAGGACACGCUUCACGCGCCUUUUAUGGCGUCGUCACGUGGAUCCGCGCGAACUCGCGAUUCCGCCGUUUAGUCAUUGAUUUCAUUGUAUUUUCCGUCCAUUUAUUGAAAUAAAAGAUUAGAUUUCAGGAG
Oppia nitens is the source of this 2662-nucleotide messenger RNA. It is a transcript of the gene Fas2, whose product is annotated as fasciclin-2-like. Bases 51 to 2603 code for a protein of 850 amino acids. Lineage: Eukaryota; Metazoa; Arthropoda; Arachnida; Sarcoptiformes; Oppiidae. The transcript has 17 exons. The record is from RefSeq and is a predicted model, not a curated record. Gene Ontology annotation, molecular function: protein binding.